GGGGUACUUAAGACCACGUUUUACGGUCUUCAUGUAUUAAAUAUGUCUGCCAAUGUGCUUAAUAGCCAGAAAAGCCCAUUAUUUACUGUUCAAUCAGAUAAUGGAGAACUCUCCGAGGGAGAAACACUCGAAGCAUGUAAAGAAUGUCUUGAUUCGAAAUCUUCAUCUGAAUGGAAUGAUGUUAAAAAUAAAAAUUUGUCAAAUGGAGGUUAUCGGCGCAAGUAUGCACAUGAAGAUCCUCAAUCAGCAACUUGGGCUAGACAUAGAAAACAUUUUUUUAUUCUGAGUAGCGCGGGAAAACCCAUAUAUACACGAUAUGGAGAUGAAUCAAAGAUAUCAAGUUACAUGGGCGUAAUUCAAACAAUCGUUUCUUUUUUUGCGAAUGCUAAUGAUUCUCUAAGGUGCAUUAAUGCCGGACAACAUAAAUUUGUUUUUUUACUUAAAGAACAUUUAUAUCUGGUCGCGGUUUCACGGACAAAUGAAUCUGAAUCUCAGUUGAGAGAUCAGCUGAAUUAUUUAUAUAAUCAGAUUCUGAGUGUUCUGACUUCUACACAAUUGACAAAAAUUUUUGAACAAAGAAUUAAUUUCGAUUUACGGAGACUUUUGGGAGGAACUGAGAUAUUUUUGGACCAUCUCGCGACAUGUAUGAGUGAUGAUCCUGGCUUUAUACUUGGUUCAAUUCAGUGUGUGCGAAUGAGCAAAGAAUUACGGGAUAAAGUCGGCGCGGCAAUGCAACUUGUAAAGUCAAAGGAUCUUUUAUAUGCCAUGUUGAUAACAAAUAAUAAAUUGAUUACUCUGCUACGACCUAGAAGAUAUAGUCUUCAUCCAGCAGAUCUUCAUCUAGUUUUUAACAUGAUAAAUGGGUCUUCAACAUUUAAAUCAGCCCAAACAUGGACACCUAUAUGCCUUCCAAAAUUCAAUAGCAAAGGUUUUCUGCAUGCAUAUGUUUGUUAUAUUACCACUAAUGUGUGCCUACUGUUGAUUUCGCCGGAUCACGAAAAAUUCUCUGUGUUGUCGGAAGCAAAAUUGAAAAUCACAGAGCAACUCUCAUCCACAAAUGCACUUAAGGAUUUGGAAAAUGCCACUCUGAAUGACAGAUAUUCCAUUGCGGACGUCGGUAUACAGGGUCUUCGCCAUUUUAUUUAUAAGGCCAAACAACAUGUACAAUACACCUCACCUGAAUUUGCCAAACCCUACAAUACUCCACGUGAAAAACGAAAAUUAUUCAAGCUAUAUCGAUACACUCACGAUCGUAUGCACUUGCGGAUACGACCACUUAAGGUCUAUUAUUACGUGAGCUCAAGUGAAACAAUUCUCGGAUGGAUUACCGCAAGCUUUGAACUAUACGCAGCUUUUGAACCUAUGGUAUCAAAGUCUGCAAUGAUUGCUUCAGCUAAUGGGUUGUUACG
Molecule: messenger RNA, 1409 nt
Organism: Ambispora leptoticha
Lineage: Eukaryota; Fungi; Glomeromycota; Glomeromycetes; Archaeosporales; Ambisporaceae
Source: the annotation of a GenBank genome assembly